Messenger RNA from Ciona intestinalis (vase tunicate), 783 nucleotides. NCBI's taxonomy places the organism in Eukaryota, Metazoa, Chordata, Ascidiacea, Phlebobranchia, Cionidae. The record is from RefSeq and is a predicted model, not a curated record.
UUUUUUCGUAGAUUUUUUACUUUAUACUGUUUCAUAAAUAUCCUAUAUAAAAAAGACAAACAUGAAACUCACAUUUUUAUUCGUGGUAUUGAUGGUGUUAUAUGACGUCACAACGGCUCAAGAUGACGUCAGGGACGUCAUAAACGACGAAGACAUCGACAGAGCGAUUGAAGUUCUUUCGCGGCUUCAAGAAGAAGAAACUAAUCCGGAUUUAACCGACGGUGACCAGAAAAUGGAGGACACCAGAGAAAAAUAUGACAUGGAAGGUGAAGCGGACGGGAACGACAAUAAAGAAGAGAGAGAUCCACUUACUAAUAUAAUGAAGAGAUUCUACAUUAAAGUAGUUCGGCAAUAUUGCCCACCCGGACAACAAUGUUUGGGAUUCAGAGGCCGCCACCGUUGGCAACGAUGUACUUGUCCUGGUAGAACUCGCUGCCAGAAGUCUCCAGGCUAUGGAUAUGAAUGCUUGUAAUCUUUAUUCAAACGUAACAAUAUACACCCAAACGCAACAAUGUUCAUUUAUACGUAACAGUACAUUCACAUCUUGCAAACUGUAGUGUAGAAUGUAGAUACUUAAUUUACAUAAUCCAAAAAUUAUAACCGAUUUUUCUUUCAAAUACGUAAAUUUUUAACACUUUACCUUUCACGCUUAACCUGACUGUUAUUUCGUAUGCUCUGCCCAUUCCCAUUGCUGCAGUAAAACAAUUAAUUAUAUCACAUAGUGUAUAUACUUAUUGUUAUUAUCGAUGUUGUAAUGUGUCAAUAAAUGCAUUUGGAAAAUAA